Beauveria bassiana ARSEF 2860 is the source of this 789-nucleotide messenger RNA. RefSeq lists its product as uncharacterized. Lineage: Eukaryota; Fungi; Ascomycota; Sordariomycetes; Hypocreales; Cordycipitaceae. The record is from RefSeq and is a predicted model, not a curated record. The transcript has 2 exons. The coding region runs from base 1 to 789 and encodes 262 amino acids.
AUGUUUAGGCCCGUCUACGACAAUGCUCCCGGCCUGUCCACGCCUCAGGUCGAAGCCUCCUUCCCCAAGAUUAGCCGGCAGACAUAUCAGUUGAACAUGCAAAACGUCGACGACUCUUCUAAUUCGCAGCAGCAUGCCAUGACCCUGCGCAGCCACUCCAUUCGGCCGGCUUCAUCCGUUGUUGAGCACGGCGAUCCGGGCGCCACUGCCAUGAGCACCAACGUCCAGAGCAGCCCCGUCGAGUCGGCCUUAUUCAACCACGGCUUGGUUACACCAGGCCAGAGCCCUGGCUUUAUCGGUGGGGAGAUCGUGAGCAAUUACAUGCCUCCAGCUCCGUGGGACACAAAUUUCGCUCUAAAUUCCGCAGACACGUUUCAGUUGCAGCCGCAGUAUGUUACGUUUGCUGUCGAAGGGCAACAGUUAUGGCAACCUGCGCCGGCGCCCCCUCCCUCGAUACAAUUACCGUCUUCUCAGCAGUCGCAACCCAUUACCAGCCCAUUUCAUGACUGUAUCGACUCGUUUGGUCACAAAUUCCAUCUUAAGACAUUUUCUAGGCCGUCCAAUGGUAUAGUCAAUGGUUAUAUCAAAUUCUUCUGGCCCCUCAAAGAAGGCAAACAGUCAGCAACAACUGUGGAAGUGGCAAGUAUUGAUCAUGAGGUGAUUCACCUUCAGCCGUCGCUGUUACACAGACAUCGAGCCAAAGUUCUAAGCGAUUGCUGCAGCGUCGAUUCUUUUCAUCACCGGCCUCCACCAGCACUCUCUUGGCAGGAAACGACUCACCCUAUCUGA